Hemicordylus capensis (graceful crag lizard) is the source of this 9925-nucleotide messenger RNA. It is a transcript of the gene SLC45A4, whose product is annotated as solute carrier family 45 member 4. The record is from RefSeq and is a predicted model, not a curated record. Gene Ontology annotation, molecular function: sucrose:proton symporter activity. The transcript has 10 exons. Gene Ontology annotation, cellular component: membrane. The coding region runs from base 900 to 3260 and encodes 786 amino acids. NCBI's taxonomy places the organism in Eukaryota, Metazoa, Chordata, Lepidosauria, Squamata, Cordylidae. Gene Ontology annotation, biological process: transmembrane transport.
GCUAAACACCUUCCUGUGAGAUCAUCUUGUGCUCCAGCUAGAUUAUCUGGUGCCCCCACCAGCACCUUGCCAUCCUCCAGGGCUUUUCCAUCUUGCCCCUUGGAGAGCUGGGUGGGGGCUUGGUGAUUGUGAGUGAGCGGAGGCCUGUCUGGGGCAGCAAGUUCCAUCUGUGCGGCCCAGCUGGGUAGCUCUGCUCCCAGAAGGAGCAACAAGCUAGCAGGAGCUUUCCCCAGAACUGGAAGGGGUGGGGGCGUUUCCCCAGGGGUCGACCUACAGUGGGCAGUCCUGGGACCACCCUAUAAACCAGUCUGAGAGGAAGUAAGCUGAUUGACUGCUCAGGCAGCUGAUUGGAGUGCCCGGCGGGCGGCCUGUUGAUGCCCCGAGGUUUGUCCGUCUCGUCCGUAUAGAAGUUGCCUGUGUAAAACUCUUUUCUGUGCCUCUGCGUUUGCACUGCUUGAGGAAGGCAAAGCCGGCUGAGUUAAUGCCUAGACUGCUUGAAUGACAGAUUAAUCAGCCACUCGAUGGGGAUUAACGGUGGAGCAGUUCUUUGUGUCACCUUCCCACCUUUGUGUAGCAAGCAAAACAACUUCAGCACCUCUUCAAUAAUAAUUAUGAAACUGGUAUUAACUGAAUGGCAAUUAUGGAUUUUUAACUCUAGUUCACAGUAAACGUGAAACAAACCAGCAAGCCAUAUGUUGAAUCUCCUACCAAAUAGCUUUUUGUUCCUCUAAAUGUUUCAAAGCCUACGUGUGAAAUUGAUGACGAAACCUGUUUGCAACGAGGGGAAUUACAAAUAUUGCUUGCAUGAGGAACACGACGCCAUCGGAAAGAGAAGACACCGUAACUUAUUGUUAGAGAUGAUAGUGUUAUUUAUAUAGAUAUAAAUAUAUUAUAUUUUUAUGGUAAUGAAAAUGGCUCCCCAGAAUGCUGACUCGGAAUCUAUGCAAGUUCAAGAGCUCCCUGUGGUACAGCUCCAGAAACCAGAAAACGAGAAUGAGAGUAAAGAGGAGACCAUAAGCGAAGGGUCAAUAGACCGGAUACCUGUCCGUCUCUGGGUGAUGCAUGGUGCCGUCAUGUUUGGCCGGGAAUUUUGUUACGCCAUGGAGACAGCUUUGGUGACACCAGUAUUGCUACAAAUUGGUCUUCCUGAACAGUACUACAGCCUCACAUGGUUCCUUAGUCCAAUCCUGGGUCUGAUCUUCACCCCUUUGAUAGGUUCCGCUAGUGACCGCUGCACUCUCAGCUGGGGCCGCCGGCGGCCGUUCAUCCUUGCCCUCUGCAUCGGUGUCCUCUUUGGCGUGGCCCUUUUCUUAAACGGCUCCGUGAUCGGUCUAGCCAUCGGAGAUGUCCCAGACAAGCAGCCAAUCGGCAUUGUUCUCACUGUGCUCGGGGUGGUCGUCUUGGAUUUCUGUGCCGACGCGACAGAGGGACCGAUCCGAGCCUAUCUGCUCGACGUGGUGGACAGUGAAGAGCAGGACAUGGCUCUCAAUAUCCAUGCUUUCUCAGCUGGGCUUGGAGGAGCCAUCGGCUACAUGUUGGGUGGCCUGGAUUGGAUGCAGACCUUCCUUGGGUCCAUCUUCAAAUCCCAAGAGCAAGUCCUCUUCUUCUUCGCUGCCAUUAUUUUCUCUGUCUCCGUCGUCCUCCACCUUUGCAGCAUUGAAGAAGAACAGUACAACCCACAGCAAGACAGAAUUGACGACGAAGCAGAUACCCUCUCAAGCGUCAAGCUGAGCGGCAGCAUUCCUCCUCUGAAUCGACUAAAUGUCAUCAGCGAGGAAGACCCGUAUGGGAACUCCAUGUUCCAUGAUGAGGUCCAGUCAGAACGAGACCUCAACAUGGAGUUUCUGGAGGUGGAUAUCGUGCGGAGCAAGAGCGACUCUGUCCUGCAUAUGCCCGAUGCCACCCUCGAAAUUGAAUCUGAACUGCUUUUUCUCCAUGACAUUGAGCCUUCCAUUUUCCAGGACUCUUCUUACCCAAACACCCCUCACAGCACCAGCCAGGAACUCAUGAAGUCCAAAUUCAACCGCCUGUCUGCUUUCCUCAGGGAAAACGAGAAAGAGGAGGAGAUGUUACUUGAUAAUCACUUGAAUGAAGCCAAAGUUCCCAACAGCAAUGGCUCCCUACCAAAAGAUCUCCUGAAUGGACAUGCUCAGAUUGGCAUGAAGCAGUCGAGCACCUCAAACUCCAUGCGCAGGCGGCGGCACAUGUUCUACCGCCAGCCCUCCUACACCUUCUCCUACUACGGCAAAAUCGGCUCUCACCGUUACCGCUUCCGACGGGCCAACGCCAUUGUUCUGAUCAAGUCCUCCCGGAGCAUGAACGACAUCUAUGACAUGCAGAAGAGGCAGCGGCAGAGGUACAGGCACAGGAACCAGAGUGGCGCCACCAACUCCAGUGGAGACACAGAGAGUGAAGAAGGGGAAACGGAAACCACCGUCAGGCUCCUGUGGCUCUCCAUGCUGAAGAUGCCCAAGGAACUCCUCCGGCUUUGCCUCUGUCACCUCCUGACCUGGUUUUCCAUCAUUGCUGAAGCUGUCUUCUAUACUGACUUCAUGGGGCAGGUCAUCUUUGACGGGGACCCCAAGGCUCCUUCCAAUUCCACCGAACUGUAUGCCUACAAUGCUGGUGUUCAGAUGGGCUGUUGGGGAUUGGUCAUCUAUGCUGCUACCGCUGCUGUGUGUUCAGCCUUACUACAGAAAUACUUGGACAACUAUGACCUUAGCAUACGCGUGAUCUACAUCUUGGGCACGCUGGGAUUCUCCAUUGGUACAGCGGUGAUGGCCAUUUUCCCCAACGUGUAUGUCGCCAUGAUAAUGAUCAGCACCAUGGGCAUUGUCUCUAUGAGUAUAUCCUACUGCCCCUAUGCCCUUUUGGGGCAAUACCACGACAUCAAGCAGUAUAUUCACCAUAGCCCUGGAAACUCAAAGCGAGGUUUUGGCAUCGACUGCGCCAUCUUGUCCUGCCAGGUCUACAUCUCUCAGAUCCUGGUGGCCUCCGCACUGGGAGGAGUAGUGGAUGCCGUGGGCACAGUCCGGGUCAUCCCUAUGGUGGCUUCGGUGGGCUCUUUCAUGGGUUUUCUGACAGCCACUUUCUUGGUGAUUUACCCCGAUGUCGGCGAGAGUCCGAAGGAAGAGCAGAAAGGACUGGCCCCUCCCGAGACAACGGAAAGCAACGGCAUGAAGGAGGAGAAACCAACCGUGAUCAAGCUCUCCCGAAAAGAAGCCACCUCCCUGGAAGUGGAAAGCGAAUCGACCGUUUGAGCAAAUCACCGUCAUUCACACACAUUCCAAGCAAUUCAGGUGCAUGAAUCAGAACAUUGUUAAAAGCAAAAUCUGAACGUUCAAAAGACAUCCAUGCUGCCCAACUUGCAGCAACAAUUAAUGGUUCUUUCAUGCAAAAAUGUAGAUGAAAUUCCAUAGUCCUAGGGUAGCCUUGAAUAGGUAGCUUUGAAGCGGCUUUGCUUUCUCUACAAUCCAGAAGAUCUCCUUUCUGAGAGGUUUUUUUAAUGAAGUGCAGUGCACCUGGGCUUCAAAGGUAACAUCGAUUGGCAGUACAUUUUCUUCUUACCUGGUUUUUAAAAACGCCAUAGCAGUUUUCUCAAAAUACUUAACUAUCCAUUUGAUCAAAUUAUUUGUUGCAAUUUUCAGACUGUAAUUGAAAUCAAAAGCAAUUCUGGCUGCAGCUUUUGCAACAAGAUUACUAUUUUUCUGUCGUUUUGGCCUGACCCCUUCAGCCCUCGCGAAUCAGUUGCAUUAAUCAAAAUGGUAUAUUGGAGAAUCAAUGCAAUAUUGGCCUGACAGCUGCAAUUUGGGAAGUGGGGGGGGGGUGUUUCCCUCUCAACAUUAAUCUGGGUUUUGUGAUGUUUGGUGCAUUUGCCACAAGGUAUUUUUCUUCCCAGACUUCUUUUAGCAGAUUGCUGCAGUUAGUGAGGGGACUGCUGUUGGUUUGAGGUUUUUUUGUUUUGUUUUUUUAAGCCGUGCAGAACAUCUGUCGCUAGCAGCUGUUGUUUCUGCAGCAUGAUCUGUCUGCCAGAGUCAGAGAGGUUUUGGUGAACAGAAACGGUUUUUAUUUGGCUUCAGACAACGUGGCGUUUUAGGGAGCACCAUUGGAAGAUGCUGUGACCAUUGUGACCAGGGAGCUGGUCAAAUUGUGAUUUUCUUUUCUUUUCUUGUGACAUUUAAAAGCCAAUCAUCUCCUUUGUGAUGAAGCUGUUCUGGGAAUGGGGGGGAUCCCCUCUUUCGGUUUCUUCAAAUGGGUCAUGAGGGUCCCCUUGUUUAGAAGGGGUUGUUGAUUGCACUUUUUCUGAACUUCUGGGCUGGAAAUUGUGAUAGCAAGGUUUGUUUAUUUUUUAAAAAGUAGUUUCGCUGUGACCAGCGGAAACCAAAGGCCUACCUCUGAUACUGCAGCCUAGAGUGUGCGUGUGUGUGGUUAUUAUUAUUUUUAAUAAUGUCUCUUGAAACAGCUUUGGGCCUUAAAGAAUCCAACAUUUUAAAAAUGCUGUCUGUUUUUUCUUCGCCAAGGAGUUAUGCUGGAGUCUUACUGACCUGUUUCCCCCUUUCCUUUCAACCCAAACUCUUUGACCCCCACUCCCUCAUGGCUUUAACUUUAUACUGGUUUCAGGACAAUAGUGGAAACACACAAAGGAGGGCACUGCUUAAGUGCACGGCUGGGCUUUUAGCAAGGCCCAGAUCACUGGCAGGCCAGACUCUGACACUACGCCAGGUCAGUAUUUGGGACGAACAGCCUGUUAAGAGAAGGUCAUUGGGAGUAGUCAGCUUAAGAGUUCUCACCCGAAGGAAGAGCUUCUUCGUGGAAGUUCCCUACUGCUUGCAGAGCGCGCAUCUCAGGGAGGCCGCAGCUGGUUCCAGACCAAGGGCAGCGGAUCAGGGCCUCUCUUUGGAUAUUUCUGCUGCUUCAGAUGCAGCACUUUCAAAUGCAUGUCUUGAACCAUGCUGCAGGUAUAGCCAUUCAGAAGCAAAUAUCUACCUAUCUAUCUAUACAUUUACAGUACAUAUAUAUAAAUAUAUUUCAGAAUGAAAAGCAGUUUUUAAUUAAUUACUUGAAUUGUCAAUAUAUUUAAAAAGAAUUUGUAUGUCUGACAUAGCUAAAGCGAUAAUCAUCUUGCAGGCGUCUUUGGAUAGUUUGGCAGCAACUUCCCCAGCUUUUCUAGCUGUGCUCUUUGGUUCCUCAGUUCAUGCUUUUUACCUGCGUUGGGGUGAACAGGCUCUUUGUAGACCGAUGAGAUUUCAUAAAAUGCUCAUUUUAUACAGGGUUUUGCAGAAUCUUUUUUUUUAUUAUUAUUAUUAAAACAUUUGAAAAAGACUCAGUUCUUUUCCUCAAAAGAACACCACUUGGAGCAUUUGGUUUUAAACUGGUUUCCAGGGGGCAACAUAAAUCCUACAGAAGCAAUCCGGUUGGGACAGGCGUUCUCAAACUUGGGUCCCCAGAUGUGGCUGGACUACAACUCCCAUCAUCCCCAGCCACAGUGCACAGGCUGUUGUGACUGGGGAUGAUGGAAGCUGUAGUCCAACCACAUCCAGGGACCCAAGUUUGAAAACCCCUGUUAGGGAAGUAGAUCUUGCAAGCCUUUAUAGCCAAGAAUGUUCUCUCUACUGUUAUUAUCUGAUCCUAUUUGCCACACCAAAUCGCAAGACAGCCUUUGUUUAACUGCAGGACUGGCUUUUCUUUUGAAAACUUGACAUAUUAUUUUAAAUGGAUGUCACUUUCAAGAAACUAUUUCACCUUCUUCGCAAAGGAUCCCAUUUAGGUGUUCUGGGUGGCCUAUAAAAAUAACACGUUGCCACUUUGGGCCUGAUCAUAUUUUAGGAGAAGGAAAACUAAUUUGUUGGUUUUUUGUUUUGUUUUUUAGAUCUUAAUCACUCUUUUUCAAUUGAAUGCCCCCUUAAUGCCAUUUGAAUCCUAGCUGUUUUGCCUUGUAACUUCUCUUGCUUAGAAGGCUUGUUUUCACCUGGUUCAGUGUUCCUCUGCUGGAACCAUUCAAGGUCAAGAAGGCAAGGGAUGUCUCCAGUGGUGACUCUUAUUUAGGGUGGUGGGUCCUGUUCAGAGGACUCACAUCGUGGCUGCUUCUAAGGCUUAGUCCAAAUGGGAGACUUCCAGCUCUUCCCUGGGCCCUAUAUAACCUCCUGCUUCCCAAACCAUUCCAACAGUUGCUGGAUUACCUUUUUAGCUUCACCUUCAUGCAUUGGUGUUCUAUAAACCUCCCACUGCAAUAACAGCACCAUCUUUUAAUAUUUCUCUGGUUUCUCUGAACUUGAUCUUUCUUAAAAACAAAGCAACAAAACAGAAAUCUGGCCAGUCUGGAGACUGGGCAGUGUCUUGAAUUCUAGAGAGGAGAAACUUUCUGGCAGGACUUGGGAGUAGCAGAAGCCACACAGAAAUGUGGCCCUCCUUCAUGUUACGGAGAGACAGCAGCUAGAGUUUAUGCUGUGAGUGGCUUUAAAGAGAGAGUGCUUCUCUUUUGGUUUUGUUAUAUCGCAUCUUCAUCUUGGUCUUUGGUGCGUCUGGCUUACGGCCACAUUUCACAUUGAAAGCCUCCAAUGCUUGUAUUGUUGGCAUCUAGUAGCUGAUCAUUAUAGCAGCAUCUCUCAGAUUUUAUUGGCUUUAAGAGGCUUGAAUGUAACCCUUUUGGAAAUUAUAGGAGUUGAUUUCCAGUGACGACUUCCAGUUGACUUGAAAACAGGCUUAUACAUUUAAGUUCACUGGAGGAGCGAGAAAAGCAAUAACCUUUUUAAAGACAUUGGUUCUUAUUUGCACAUGGGUAUUAUGACCCAACUGAACUUUUAAUACUACAUCUGAUCAGUAAUACUCCUACUGGAUUCUGUCAUUCAGACUUGUUUCGAGACUCCCAGUCAAGUCACACAGAAACUUGGUCCUCCUUCAGCCAGUGGAGAGAGAGGCGAACAGCUAGCAUUUUUAUUUCAGGCUGCCCCUUGAAAGUGGGGAAUCUAAAGACAUCUUGGAAGGAUCUGCAAAAGAAGGGGCUUCACUGUGGACCUCCCAGCUCCACGAAUCGCCACUUUCCUCUUGAUUCUUCCUAACUGCUGGCCCUUAUGGAGGAACUCCUGGCAAAUGUUUUCCCUGGACUGGACUUCGAAGCUAUUUUUAAAGAUAAGUUUAGGUCUGGGAUGCGGGAAUGACUGCUUUCCAGCUUUCCUCUCUGAUUUUGAAUUCCUUCCGCCAAGAUCUGUUUGUUAAGGUUGUGGCUGGAAACGACAUCAGGUCUGACAUUCAGAACAGAACUGCAUUGCAGGAGGGGUGAAUACCUUGCUUGUUGUUUUUGCUGCAAGGUGCCAAGACCUUACAAGGCCGUUGAAGCAGGCUACAGCCACUUUGGCUCCUAUCCAUGGUCUUUAGAGGAGGCUUUGAAUGCCGUCUCAAGGCACUCUUUCAUGUUGUGGAGGGGGAGAGUGACAUUGUUGUCUCACAGUACCUUUUAAUUCCUGCUGUCAGGUGGCAAGCCAGGGCUGAUGGGAUCCCUCUCCCCGGAAGCACUUUUUGACAGCAGGAACUCAACUGUUUCCGUGUGUUUCUUCUUUGCAGCUCACUUUCAGAGCUGACCUGGCUGUUUGGCACCUUCUGGUUUCACCUUUUUCUUUUUCUUUUAGUUCAGUCACUGUAAGCUUUUUCUUUAUUUAAAACUAAGCUGUUGGGGCCCGCCCGCCCCGUGGUUCUGCUGCUGUUGUCACUGUACCUCACAAAACAGUUUUCACUACAACAUUUCACACACACCCCAACCUGCUAACAAGAUGCGAUCAGCUAUCAGAUCCAUUUGUUGCUUCGUGUGCACAACAACCCUGCAUGGUUCCCGUCCCCCACCCUCAAGCGCAUGUAGCAACUUCAGUACCCGAAGCGUCUUUUUGUGAGAAAAAGGUGAUUGGUUUUUAUUAAUUUGCAGCUAUCCUUGUUUCUGUUUAUUGGCCAAAUAAAUGUAAUGGACACCAAAUGUUGCACAGAAAUGGGAAUCAAUGACUGUGUGGUGAGGAAAACAAACCAACCAAGGAUACCAAAAUGUUUUUUCUUCAACUAACUACAGAUUGCAGGGUCAGCCCUCAGGUGGUGAGUUCUGCAGGAAAACAAAGCUACAGCAUUAAAGUUCUGCAUUGGGGGUGAAAAGUCAUUUGCAAAAAAUAUAUAUAAUCUACCCAGAGUUCUGUGUUUCCAUGUUGCACCGCAAAUAAAAAGUUUUAUUUCCUAUGUAUCUUCUUGAUCAGUCUUUCUGCCACCUUUUUCUUUGAGGGGGGAACUCAGAUGGCUACUAACAAGAAAAUGUGAGGAGCAUAGACACAAUAAAUGCAGUUCCUACUGACACAACUUUCACCAGGCAGUUAGUCAGAUGGACAAUUGUUUACCUCAAAACAGAGAGUCAGUUGAAAUUUGAGAGUGUCCCUCCAAGAAGUGAAUUCUGGUCUUGGGCACCCUGUAGACCACUUCCAAGGUACCUUUUUUGCAGCCAUGGGCAUGAUUCCAGUGUUUGUGAUAACACACACAGAGCCAUGCUUUGUACAGAUUUGCCACACACAUGCGCGCGAGGCGCUUGUUGCCAGAGCUGUGAACAGAAACUGGGUUCCUGCACACUGUGCAGUCUACAGGCCCAUCUUUGAGCAAAUGCUAUGAAUAGCACAAAUCAGCAAACAUGUUGCACAGGGGUACCAGCUACGUGCACCCUGAGAGCUUUGAAGCUGCCAACGAGGGAGACUUCUAGCAGCUGUGCAAUCUCCACUCAGUAUUAUGCGCAGCUAUAGAAAAAGCUUGAAGCUGUUGAGAUUCCAUCUAAGCAUCUCUUUAAAGAUACAGGAACUGUCUCAUGGUUUGUGCCAGGCAUAGCUGACCUAACAAUGGAAUCACUCAUGGAAUCAUCCUACAGCUACAAAAUGUUACCUGGAAACUGGCCGUAUGCUUCACUUCUAACAUUUUCUGCUCUGCAGGAAGCUUGGCUUUUCUAUCGUGUCAACGGACUAGAAGGUCACACCCUGUAUUGCUCCCUGGAGCUUAGUAGGCAUUGGGCAUUUUCUGCAUAGCUGCCAGAAAGUGAACAUCAUGUGGUAGGGUGUGCCCAGGUGGUAAAAGCUCCCAGGAAAAUGUUAGCUUCCCAGCGUGAACCCCCAGAAACUUCAGGACAUGAGAGAACUCGUUGGGUUGAUCAAAUCAAAGACUAUUUAGCUCCCCCCGCCCCCAGAAAAUAGGAAACCACAUCUAAAAGAGCCAAGGAUGUAGUCAUCUCUAGCCUGGCCUUCAUCUUUGUUAGUGUUAAGUUCCAAAAUGUGGUUAAUUCAAAUACAAGCGUAUUAUUAUUCUGGGUUAUUUUAUUUGAGCAGUCUUUGCUGUUCCAAAUUACGCAUUUGCUCUUAUUUCUGCUGCAACAUGGACCUGAAACCUUGGUAGCCAGUGGCCAGCUGGAUUUUUAAAAUGCCUCACCUGGUGAAAAGCUGCAUAUAGGCAUCUCAUAAUGAAAAAUAUAAGUAAAUAUAUAUAUUUAGUUCCAUUGUGAACUGGCCAUAUGACAACUACGUUUUUAUCAACUUAUUAAGUUGGGGCACUAUACUAGCUCUUGCUGAGUUUAGCAAUGUUUAUAAGCGUGUGUUAAACACAUAAUGUUUAAUGAGGAAAAAGGGAUAACAAAAAAGAAAUGUGACAGAUGAAUGUGUCUGAGUGGAUUAGAUGGCAUAUUGUUCUGGGGUUUGAUUUCAACACGGAGCUUUCUUUUCUGGUUUGUAAGGUAAAGACUUGUUGCAUGAGAAACAGUUUAACUGUUCUGCACUUUUGGUCUGUUUGUAUAAUUUUUUUUUCUCCAUUUAUGGAUAGAAAAGGCUGAAUGUAGAUUUAAAAACAAAAACCACUAUUUCACAUUUACAUUGUGUUCAAUCCAUUGUUCAACAGUUCAAUCUUAAUAAACAUUUCAAUAUGA